Leptomonas pyrrhocoris is the source of this 948-nucleotide messenger RNA. RefSeq lists its product as hypothetical. The record is from RefSeq and is a predicted model, not a curated record. The transcript has a single exon. Lineage: Eukaryota; Euglenozoa; Kinetoplastea; Trypanosomatida; Trypanosomatidae. The coding region runs from base 109 to 948 and encodes 279 amino acids.
AGUCUUUUGUUGCUCCUUAUUCGAUCGCGGUCGCGUUUAUCGGUGUGCUGCCUUGUUUCUUACUAGAGUUGAUAUCGCUCCGCUGCCACUCCGUCUCUCUACCCCACCAUGGGCACCCCUCCGCCGUUCCUCCCGCCCGUGAAAGGCGCCUCUGCGAAGAAGGCCCCACAGCAGUCACGACUGGCCAACGGCAAUGGCAGCGGCAACACCAACAACGCAUCCCACCGCUAUCACAAGUGCGGCUGCUACAGUCACGAGGACAACUUACCGAACUACAAGCUCCUCGCCAUCCCACGCACUAACAACUACUACGCGGCGACCGGUGGCUGCCCGUGCAUCCCGCGCGUGGCCGCCCGCCCGGGGAGCUGGCGCAUGAAGAAGUCCCAGCUGCGCUCCUCCACCCACCGCUGCGGCAACGGCUGCACCAAGAAUGAGAAGUCCACCAGCGGGGGGCCGUGCUGCCACCACAGCGGUGACCAAUACGGGUGGCGUCCUGGGCCGCACACGGUGCUGGACAAGAACACCGCGGCCACGGGCAAGUGCGACACCUUCGGCAACCUCGCCUUCAAGUCUAAGUCACGCGCGUACCGCCCCAUCGAGGACGACAUCAGCGACGUGAGCAGCGCCUCCCCGCAGAAGCUGGAGGACCUGAACGCGCUCAUUCUCGAGGAGCACCAGCAGCGCAUGCGCGUUGAGGCGGACAUCGAUGAGCUCGCGGAGAUCCAGCGAAACGGCACGGCCGAGGUGUACAAGAAGGAGUUCGAGGAGGCCCGUCGUCGCCGCCUACUGGCGCAGCUGUCGGAGGCAGAACUGCAGGAGCUACUGCGUGAAGUGAAGGACGUCUCGGACCGUCCACUGAACCAGACGAACAUGGAGCUGCUGCAGCGCAUCCUGCAGCGCCAAGACCACCUUCAGCGUCAGCGCGAGUACUACGCGGCUCAGGCAUAA